Messenger RNA from Esox lucius (northern pike), 955 nucleotides. RefSeq names its product crystallin, gamma MX (gene crygmx). The record is from RefSeq and is a predicted model, not a curated record. The transcript has 3 exons. NCBI's taxonomy places the organism in Eukaryota, Metazoa, Chordata, Actinopteri, Esociformes, Esocidae. Bases 56 to 583 code for a protein of 175 amino acids. Gene Ontology annotation, biological process: lens development in camera-type eye; visual perception. Gene Ontology annotation, molecular function: structural constituent of eye lens.
AUAAAGAGCCCCAGUAUCGCUUACUACAUGGUCUGGUCCAAACUAAACAGCCACAAUGGGCAAGAUUAUUUUCUACGAGGACAGGAACUUCCAAGGCCGCCACUAUGAGUGCAGCAGUGACUGUGCUGAGAUGAACAACCACUUCAGCCGUUGUAACUCCAUCAAGGUGGAGAGUGGCUGUUGGGUGGCCUACGAAAAGCCAAACUACACCGGCUACCAGUACAUGCUUAACAAGGGCGAGUACCCCGACUACCAGCGCUGGGCCGGCUUCAAUGACUGCAUCCGCUCCUGCCGGAUGGUACCGCCUUAUCGUGGAAACUACAGGAUGAAGAUCUACGAGCGUUCCGACUUUGCGGGCCAGAACAUGGAGGUGAUGGAGGACUGCCCCGACCUCCAUGAGCGCUUCCACAGCCGUGAUAUCUCCUCCGCCAACGUCAUGGAGGGGUACUGGAUCCUCCACGAGCAUCCUCACUACAGGGGUCGUCAGUACUUCCUCCGCCCCGGCGAGUACAGGAGGCACAGCGAGUGGGGAGGCAACAGCUCUACCAUCGGCUCCCUGAGACGCGUCACCGAGACCCCCUGAAGGUCAACCGAGGCCCUCUUUCUGGUCCCCUAAUUCAACCCUGUUCUGAACCCUGUAUCCCUAAUACUCUUUUGCUAGCACUGCUCUCCACUGUUGUGCUCAGCUAUCUACUGUCUGUGGUCUUCAGGCCCCUCUGGUCACAUUCAUGCGAGCGGGGGUGUUGGUUCGGUUGAUGUUAGGUCCGCUUUGGGUCUGCUUUAGGUCCUGCUUUGCUUUAGACUGGGAAGGUAGACCUUGGUGCUCAGGCGAUGCUCGUAUGGUGUCAGUGAUGGCCUCCAGCUUUGUUUGUUACAGAGCAGAAAAUAUGUGCUUUGCCAGUCCCUAACCUCCAGUCCUAUUACAACCUAAAUAAACCUACAAUUGAUAAGUCAA